This is a messenger RNA of Exophiala dermatitidis NIH/UT8656, 666 nucleotides long. RefSeq lists its product as uncharacterized. Lineage: Eukaryota; Fungi; Ascomycota; Eurotiomycetes; Chaetothyriales; Herpotrichiellaceae. Bases 1 to 666 code for a protein of 221 amino acids. The record is from RefSeq and is a predicted model, not a curated record. The transcript is spliced from 2 exons.
AUGAAGAACAACAGCUCCCCAGAUGCUCUUUUCCUCGCGCCGCCGCAUUCUCAUGAUCCCAAUGAUGUUUCUCAUGUCGCGGCAUUGCCAUCUUCCAUGUUGAUGCAGCUUCCGGAAGCCGUGCAAGACGCGCUGUGGACGUUGCAGGAGUCGACCUCCAUUGUCUACGCUUCUUACAUGCGGCUGCAGGAACUGGUGGACGAGCGCUUCGAUCGCCUGAUUCCACUGCCGGGCCAAUCAGGAUCAGGAUCCACGAGCUUCUCUGAAGGCGCGUUUUUCAACUAUGUGAAUCAUGUAGCAGCCGAGCGCCGCUACCUUCUCGAGGACGCCCAUCCAGACUGGAAACACAAGGCCUCUCGUGUGGGCCUGCAACAAUACGGCGACCUAGUCAUCACCUUCCGCGGCAAGGAGAUGACGGUGGCCGAGUGGUUUUCUCAACUGAAAGAAGCAGAAGCGUUUUGGCUGCAAGAAGCGGCGCAAACGGAGCUUCCAGACUUCGAAUCGACGGUUUCCGAGUAUUGGUCUCUAUCGUCAACCCCAACCAGCGAGACGUCAGAUGCAAGCGAUGGUCUGCUGGGUAUGGCGGUGCCCACCGGAAGGAAACCGGUGAACUCUCAAGGGCUGGGGCUAGAGUUUCCAACAGCGAGCUCAUUGGAGGCUCUUUAG